Molecule: messenger RNA, 1514 nt
Organism: Peromyscus leucopus (white-footed mouse)
Lineage: Eukaryota; Metazoa; Chordata; Mammalia; Rodentia; Cricetidae
Gene: C6H1orf54
Product: chromosome 6 C1orf54 homolog
Exons: 6
Coding region: 363-890 (175 amino acids)
Source: RefSeq, a predicted model, not a curated record
CAGGCCAGUGUGGACUUUGAAAUGUGUAACAGGUAUUUGUGAUACUGAGGGAGCCUGGAGGCCAGCAUAGGAUUUAAUACACUGAUGGUCUCCUCUGGUAGCCAUAUGUCCCUUCUGCCAGAGGGAAGGGCAACGACUCCAUUGGUCAGAUGGGAACCCACUUCACAAGUUCCUGUGGAUUGCUGGCUUUUAUCUACCUUCCAGAAAUCCUCCUAUAGUCCAGGAUGAGCUCACUUCUGGAUAUAUGAACUGCCUUCUGGAAGUUGGGAAACUGGAGUUUCCUUUGGACCUGACAGAUUUUUAUCAGCGGCAAUGCAGAAGGAAAUUUGGGAGUCAAACAAUGCGGCGGUGCACGACCCAGGAUGGAUGUCCUCUUCGUAGCCUUCCUUGCGGUACCCCUCAUCCUGGGACAGGAAUACGAGGAUGAAGAAGAGCUGGAAGAGGGUGAUUACUAUCAAGUGGCAUAUUAUUAUUACACAGUUACCCCUAAUUAUGAUGACUUUAGUGUAAACUUCACUGUUGAUUACUCCAUGUUUGAGUCGGAGGACAGGUUGGCUACAGAAGGAGGUGACAACAGAGGCCGUAGAGACCACCAUCAGUCUUCAGACAGAAGCUGUGGACCAGCAGAACCCUGUAACAACGAGACCAGCGAGACCAACGAGACCAGCGAGACCAACGAGACCAACAACGAGACCAGCGACAACAGAGCCACAGAGUCCAGAUCAGAAUGGUGCUGUGUCCAGUCUGCAGAGUGCUGUGUCCUGUCUUCUCUUAUGGACCCUCCUUCAAGGGGGGAUGCAUCUUAUGUAGAAGGUAAGAGGCCAGCCACUGCUUUUGUGGGGGUGCUCCGAAGUAAUUCUUACCAACCUGCUCAGUUCUCCUAUGCUUAAGGAAAGAAACGGGAUCACAUUUAGAAAUAUCUAACCAUCUAACCUUGAAGAAAUUUGUAAUAAAUUGAAACAAAGACUUUUGUGAUGUCAUUUUUUUUUUAUUCUAAUCUGGGAGGACUUAAGACCUCCCAGGAGAAGGCAGGUUGAAUGAGGGAGACUUUCCCAAACUCCCAAGACUGGAAAACCAGGGCUGGUUCCACUCUGGCCAGGUUUGAAGUUAUGGCAGGUGCCAGAGGUCAAAAUGGGUGUGUGCUACAACCCUGUAAGAGCCAAGAGGCAAAGUUCAGCAGGAGGAAGGAAGCAUGAAAGGGACACGUCUUUCUCAACAAAGAGUGGAGAUCCCAUCUUAGAACAUGAACUCCGCGGAGUCUGCACAGAGACGGGAGCGAGGGCAGACUUCUUGGCCUCUUGAUCUUGUGCUUUGGCUUUAUUGUUUUUAAUUAUGUGUAUGUAUAGAGGAGGGGUGUGGAUACAGGAAUGGGGUGCUUAGGAGGCCAGAGGCACCAGAGCUCCGGGAAUGCGGUCACAGGUGUUUGGGAACCACCUGGCAUAAGUGCUAGGAACUGAACUUAGCUGGCAGACUGUCAAUUGUCGGUGGUGGCACAUGCUUUUUGGUUUUUCUGU